CGCGUGAAAAAGACAUCUCAAUGCCUUUUUCCAUCAGACAGAUAUGACCUUCAUUAUGCGAUAGUCGAUCUUUCCCAAUGAGGCGCACAACGCGAGGAGCCUUGGUCAACAUCUUCCUCUUCUCUGUCGUGCUUCUACUUAUCUUGUAUGUCAAUGGCAGCGGGUCGGGGUCAGGCGACAAAGCUUUCGCAUGGAGCACAAUAUGCUACAGAACGAGCGCCUCAGAUUUACCCGAGCCUCGUGGCAUUUGCCCAGGACUAUCCGAUACUUCGAAGCCAGCUCUCGUUGUCGCCAGAGUUGCUAAUGAUGAUACAAAGUGGCUCGACAAACUUGCAGGAAAGUACCAUCUAUGCCUUUACACUGCGGAUGCGCCGGUCGAUACAACCUCGAGGUUUCUCCAGGUUCCGGAAAACAGGGGUCACGAGGCUAUGGCAUAUUUGACCUUCAUCAUCGACAACUAUGAGCAUAUUCCCUCAUCUGGCGCCGUUUUCGUACACGGUGCACGCUGGUCCUGGCAUAACGACGCGCCCGACUACGACAAUGCCGCACCUCUCGCGGCGCUGAAUGUAUCUUCCGCCCUUGAGCCAUGGGGAUACCAUAACCUUCGCUGCGAUUGGAGCGCUAGCACAUGUCCUGCUUCCGAGGUCGUCGCUCAGGGCAGUCUGGGCACGUCUGUUAAUGCCAUGCUUGAACCCUGGAAUCAGCGGCUCGUCUCUGAUGCAGCAUUACCUGAUGCUCUGGUGACCUUGUUUGGUGGUGACGACAAAGAUCCGAUUGACCAAGGGAGGCUGCAUCUAGGACGCAAUGACGCUGUACGGUCGCAGUGCUGUGCACAAUUCGUUGUUUCCCGGCAGAGCAUAUGGCAGCAUUCUCGAGAAGAGUACAUCGCUUUGCGACAGUGGCUGCUCGACGGAAGUGGCAGUCAACGACCCGGUAAUGGGCGAUUCCGAACGACCAAGGCAGCUCCACCAGAUGAUCGUGUUGCUGGGCGGAUAUUGUCCUAUGUAUGGCAUAUCCUAUUUCUGCAACAUAGCCACGGCUCGAAUGAGCAUAUUGACCUGGAAAGGCUAAAUGCACUUGCUUGUCCUUCUGCAGCCGAGUGCUAUUGUCGACUGUAUGGACGAUGCGAGCUUGAGCAUUGCAGUGUUGGUCGUUGCCAUGGACAGUAUACUAUUCCACCAGGUUUUCGAUUGCCUGAAGACUGGGCGGCGACGCAUUCAUGAUGAGCGACAUGCACUAUAUGGUCCUUGUUGAUAUGAAGAAUGGAUAUCCUGAAGAUGUGUAUUCUAUGAUCUACACCUAGCU
Exophiala xenobiotica is the source of this 1305-nucleotide messenger RNA. RefSeq lists its product as uncharacterized. The coding region runs from base 78 to 1223 and encodes 381 amino acids. The transcript has a single exon. The record is from RefSeq and is a predicted model, not a curated record. NCBI's taxonomy places the organism in Eukaryota, Fungi, Ascomycota, Eurotiomycetes, Chaetothyriales, Herpotrichiellaceae.